This is a messenger RNA of Dama dama (fallow deer), 666 nucleotides long. Its product is annotated as large ribosomal subunit protein uL16-like. Gene Ontology annotation, biological process: ribosomal large subunit assembly; translation. The annotation marks the transcript as partial. Gene Ontology annotation, cellular component: ribosome; cytosolic large ribosomal subunit. Lineage: Eukaryota; Metazoa; Chordata; Mammalia; Artiodactyla; Cervidae. The record is from RefSeq and is a predicted model, not a curated record. The transcript has a single exon. Gene Ontology annotation, molecular function: structural constituent of ribosome.
GACCGCCCCGCCCGGUGUUACCGGUAUUAUAAGAACAAGCCGUACCCAAAGUCCCGCUUCUGCCGAGGUGUCACUGAUGCUAAGAUCCGCAUCUUCGACUUGGGGCGUAAGAAGGCCAAAGUGGAUGAGUUCCCACUCUGUGGCCACAUGGUGUCAGAUAAGUAUGAGCAGCUCUCCUCUGAAGCCCUGGAGGCUGCCCGUAUUUGUGCCAACAAGUACAUGGUGAAAAGCUGUGGCAAAGAUGGUUUUCACAUCCGAGUGCGGCUCCACCCCUUCCAUGUCAUCCGCAUCAACAAGAUGUUGUCUUGCGCUGGAGCUGAUAGACUCCAGACAGGUAUGCGUGGUGCCUUUGGAAAGCCCCAGGGCACAGUGGCCAGGGCCCACAUUGGCCAGGUCAUAAUGUCCAUCCGCACCAAGCUGCAGAACAAGGAGCAUGUGAUUGAAGCCCUCCGCCGGGCCAAGUUCAAGUUCCCUGGCAGUCAGAAGAUCCACAUCUCCAAGAAGUGGGGAUUUACCAAGUUCAAUGCGGAUGAAUUUGAGAACAUGGUGGCAGAAAAGCGACUCAUCCCGGACGGCUGUGGGGUCAAAUACAUCCCUAAUCGUGGUCCCCUGGACAAAUGGCGGGCCCUGCACUCAUGAGCAUCAGCUCUGUUCCCUCCUUAAUCA